This is a messenger RNA of Triticum dicoccoides, 820 nucleotides long. RefSeq names its product CASP-like protein 16. The transcript is spliced from 3 exons. Gene Ontology annotation, cellular component: membrane. The coding region runs from base 104 to 682 and encodes 192 amino acids. The record is from RefSeq and is a predicted model, not a curated record. NCBI's taxonomy places the organism in Eukaryota, Viridiplantae, Streptophyta, Magnoliopsida, Poales, Poaceae.
CAGAGCGACCAGACCAAACUGAACCGAACACUGACAUUCUCGGGUCAGCGCCUCCUCUUCCUCGUUCCCCGGCCUCUGAAAUCUCGCAAACCCCUGUAAGGAGAUGCUGCCUGUUUGCCGGCCGUCGGCGGUGUACCCGGUGGCCGUGGUCGCGCCGCCGCCGCAGGUAGGGCUAGCGGAUGCUCCCCCGCCCGAAGUGUGGACGAGGAUCCCGCAGGGGACGCCGGGGACGCUUGGCGGGGUCGGCCUCCGCCUCCUGCAGGCCCUCUUCGCUGCCGCCUCGAUCGCCGUCAUGGCGUCCACCGACAUCUUCCCCUUCUGCUCCGCCUUCAGCUACCUCAUAGCAGCUACCAGUCUGCAAUGUUUGUGGAGCAUCGCCCUAGCCUUUGUGUAUAUCUAUGCACUUCUUGUCAAACGUUCCUUGUUAAAUCUCCGAGCUGUACGCAUAUUUUUUGUUGGAGACUGGAUCACAGGGACCGUAACCUUGAGUGCAGCAUGUGCAUCGGCAGGCAUCACUAUUCUGAUUGAUAAUGAUGUGAAGUACUGCGAAGCCCUUCCUUGUUUAAGGUUGAGGACUGCUGUUACAAUGGCUUUCAUCAGCUGGUGUGCACUUGUGCCGUCCUUUCUCUUUAACUUCGCCUACACCACCACCACAUUGGCAAGAUUGGGAAUGUGGGGAUAAUUUCAUGUGCAAAAUGGUAGUUGAAACUCCGCAUUUCAUCCUUCUUAGGAUGCAAUGCAGUAUGCUUCUUAUAUGAGGAUUGUGGUAACCUUGUGAUGAACUGUUUGGUCUACUCGUACAAAGCUCAUGGUGCUGAUA